AUGUCAGGAAGCGACAAGGUGAAACUGUUGGUCAUCAUCGGCAAAUCAAGAUCGCCGCGCUGCUUCAAGCACGCUAAAACGCUGCCGGUGACCUACACGGCCAACUCAAAAUCCUGGAUGACUCGGUCGAUUUUCGAGGAGUGGCUGCGAGACAUGGAUCGCCGUUUCCAGAAAGAAAUAAGACGCGUCAUAUUCCUGUUGGACAACUGCCCUGGGCACGGGCACGUCGCCAACCUUCAGGCCAUUCGCUUGGAGUUUUUGCCCGCUAACACCACAGCCAAGCUCCAGCCAAUGGACCAGGGGGUGAUCAGCAGCCUGAAAAGGCACUAUCGCCGAUCUCUUCUGCAGAGAAUAUCACUGUGCAUGGAGAGCGACAAACAGUACACAGUAAACCUGCUGACAGCCCUUCACCUCCUCACAAAUGCCUGGAGCCAGGUGACUGACAUGACUAUAAUUAAUUCAUUCCGUCAUGCUGGUUUUGUGGUGCCCGAGUGCUCGACGCAGAACAGUUGCGAAGACGACGAGGAAGAGGUGAGCCUCGUUGCCUCGCUAGGCAAUAAAGGACUCGUCGUGGACAUAGGCAGUUAUGUCACUGUCGAUGAAGAUGUGCCAACCUGCAGGGAGGACACAUUGGACACAUUGAUUUAUGAGGUUCUAGAGGUUCCUUCGAAGGUGACGUCGGAGGAUGACGAAGAUGCCAGCAUGGGGCCUGCGCCAGUGGCAAAUGAUGCUGGAGAUCUCUACAUUAGUUCGUUAAGGAACUAUUUUCAGCAGCAUAAAGGAACUGAAGUGUUUUUGAGAUCGCUAGGAGAUAUUGCGUCAUUUGUGGCUGCUCGCCGAUGUGCACAACAGCGACAGACGUCUAAUAUGGACUAG
Messenger RNA from Rhipicephalus microplus (southern cattle tick), 876 nucleotides. Its product is annotated as tigger transposable element-derived protein 4-like. The record is from RefSeq and is a predicted model, not a curated record. NCBI's taxonomy places the organism in Eukaryota, Metazoa, Arthropoda, Arachnida, Ixodida, Ixodidae.